Molecule: messenger RNA, 1650 nt
Organism: Diabrotica virgifera virgifera (western corn rootworm)
Lineage: Eukaryota; Metazoa; Arthropoda; Insecta; Coleoptera; Chrysomelidae
Exons: 3
Coding region: 342-1634 (430 amino acids)
Source: RefSeq, a predicted model, not a curated record
UUAACAUACAUCCUGUGAAUAAUGAAACACAAAAAUAAACUUAAAACGCUUCUCCUGUAAAAUUACAAAUUUGUGACAUAGUGCCCUUUAUUAUGCUGGUUUUCCACCAGAGAGACAGUUUUUAGAAACACAAACAGAAACUUUUUGAACGAAAAAAAACAAAAACAAAACUUAAACAAUCCCAAAACUCUUGUUUCCAUUUAGCGGACUUCAUUUUGUUCGAGUUUUGUUUUUGUUUUCGGUCCUUUUCCACCGGAAAACAAAAACAAAACACAAACUCGUGUCGACAACAACAUUUGUUGUCGCGAGGAAGUCAAAGCAGUUUUUCUUUAAUUAAAACAAUGUUUUUUUCUCAAGAAGAUUUUUUUAUUCUUAGUUGUGGAUGGUUAAUAUUGAAGUCAUUGGAAAAAAAGAGAAGAAGAAAACGCAAACACAGAUAUUGGGUUCGAUCACUUUUAUCUAGAAGAGUGAACGAUGGUGCUGCACAAUUGAUGAACGACAUCCAAAAUGAUGACUUUGGGUUGCAUGGGGAACUGCGCUCAUCUUUUCAUAAUUUUGUGAGAAUGUCUUCCUCUGAUUUUGAAGAACUAAUUACAUUAAUUGGAGGAAAAAUUGCCAAGUUAAAUACAAACUUCAGAGAUUCAAUUUCUAUUAAAGAUCGAUUAGCAGUAACACUGAGGUUCCUUGCAAGUGGGGACAGUUAUCAAAGCUUAAUGUACUUAUGUAAAAUAUCUGUUCCCUCCAUAUCACGAAUUAUACCAGAAGUGUGUGAUGCCCUAAAUGAAGUUCUUAAUGAUUACAUAAAGGUGCCCACCAACUCAGCACAGUGGCAAAAGUUGGCGAAUGAUUAUAACACUAGCUGGAACUUCCCAAUGUGCGUGGGAAGCAUGGAUGGGAAGCACGUUGUCAUGCAAUCACCCAAAUAUAGUGGAAGUGAAUUUUUUAAUUAUAAAGGCACAUUUAGCAUAGUUCUCUUUGCUGUAGUCGAUGCAAACUACAAUUUCACCUACGUGUACAUUGGUUGCCAAGGGCGUAUAUCAGAUGGGGGAGUUUUUAAAAAUACCGGCUUUGCCAAAUCUUUGAGCAAAGAAAUGCUUAACUUACCCGAAAACGCAUCCCUUCCAGAAAGAGAGAAACGUGUACCGUAUGUUUUUGUAGCCGACGAUGCUUUUCCCUUAUCACCAAAUAUAUUGAAACCGUUCUCCGGACACCAGGAUCGCGGAUCUAUGCAACGCAUAUUUAACUACCGUCUGAGCCGAGCAAGAAGAGUGGUCGAAAAUGUGUUUGGUAUAUUGGCCUCUGUGUUCCGUAUUUUCAGAAAACCUAUACUACUAGAACCACCAAAAGUAGAAAAAAUUGUGCAAACUUGUGUUUUAUUACAUAAUUACCUGCGCCGAAAUACCGAAUCAAAAAAUACUUAUACACCACCGGGGUCAUUUGACGUAGAAGAUAUAGAUUCGGGAACUAUUAGAAAUGGAUCGUGGAGGAAUGAAUCACAACCAACUGCAUCAAUGUUACCUCUAAAACCUGUGGCUAGGAAAUCUUUGCAAGAAGCACAAAAUAUAAGAAAUGAAUAUUGUGAAUAUUUUAUUUCAGACCAAGGACAAGUACCCUGGCAAUUAAAAUAUGCGUAAAUAAAGGGGAUUAUGU